Frankliniella occidentalis (western flower thrips) is the source of this 1189-nucleotide messenger RNA. RefSeq lists its product as uncharacterized. The transcript is spliced from 2 exons. The record is from RefSeq and is a predicted model, not a curated record. Lineage: Eukaryota; Metazoa; Arthropoda; Insecta; Thysanoptera; Thripidae. The coding region runs from base 34 to 468 and encodes 144 amino acids.
CAAAGGUCCGGCCAGAGCCGCAGUGCGACCACCAUGCCCGGGCCCGCCGCAAGUCUCUCGGCCUGGCUGGUCUCCGGGGCGGCCUUCGGGCUGGUGCUGGUGCUCGCCACGCCACCGCCGGCCGGAGUCAGCCGUCGGGCCGGCGUCACCAGCGACCUGCCCCGCGCUGACAACGCCACCCCGGGCUCCACCUACCUGGCGCAGAUGGACAUGGACAGGGGCUGGAUGUGCUCCUCCGUGUGCAGCAAGGCGGUGGACAAGCAGGUGGCGUACUGCAUGUGCGUGGGCUGCGACGAGCAGGGCCAGUGCGUCUACAACGAGCCCGACUGCGCCUUGAGAUGCAGGUGCAACUGCAACGGCAGGCUCGGCGACGUGGACGCGGCGGCCGCCGCCCUUACGAUGCCCGGGUGGGCGCCGACGCCGAGGAUGCCGACGCCCAGCGCGCCCAGCAGCAGCGCGCGCCCCUAGAGGACCUACCUACCAGGGCCGCUGGCGGGCCUCCCCGAGCGGCCGGGGACGCCGGUGCGGCGCGGCGACGGGACGGACCGGGCUGUCAGCGCUAACCUAUAAGGGACAGCUGCGGCUCCAAAUUAAGACUAGGCGCGCUCCCUCUCAGGGGCGGGCAGGGCGCGGCGGCGGGGCGUGGAGUGGCGGGGCGCGGCGAAAGAGGAACGGGUCGUCGGCUGCUACACACUUUCGCCAUUCGUUGUGCGUCCCGCGCGCCCCUCCGCCUCCUCCCCGUCCCAGAAAAACAAACGCCAUUCCUCCCCCCGACGAGCAGCAGGUGCAUCCGGCGCGGCGGCAGGAGGCGCGCCCGCCCUCGCGGCCCGUGAUAUUGUUAAUGCGGGUGUCCAUGGGCGUUGUUAAGUGCUAAUGGGGUUCCAACGCAGAGUACCUCAAUGAGUCCAACUCGGCGGGGCCCGACAGUCCCCCUCCCUCCACCGCGGGCUCCCCUCCGACCGCCAAGCCUCGCGGGGCGGUGCUCUCGCGGGGCAACGCACUUUGACAUACGGCUCCCCGCGGAGCCUCGCCGCGGUGCCUCGCGGUCUGGCCCGGCCGCCCCGGCCACCCCGGCGCCGCGCGUCAUACGCCGGGGUGCGAAAAUUUUUAGCGACAUUUCAUGCAACCGCGCAAUUACAAUACACGCAAAGGAGUGCGGCCUCCGCGAAAUAAACCCCCAGCAACACCA